CUCAUCAACCUGGAGGAGAAGCCAUUAAUUACUUGGAGAAACCUAUGGCCCUAUCGAUCGAGUAUGCGAUAAGCAGCUGAGCUGAGAUUAUGCAAACAGGGAGGAUUCGAGUGGGAUCUGUGCAAAAUCGACGACUAACUUUAUCAAUAUUUCGCUUUUGUCUUUUCUUGGUGAGGAAAAAUGCCUGUCUCCGAUGAGGAAUUGAUGCAAAAGGCAAGAGAUAUCAUGAAAAAUGCAUACUGCCCCUACAGCAAAUUUCCCGUCGGUGCAGCCAUUCUAACGGCAAACGAUAGCAUAGUUGUUGGAGUAAACUGUGAAAAUGCCUCCUAUGGAGGAGCGAUAUGUGCCGAAAGAAAUGCGAUGACAACCGCCCUUGCCGAAGGACACCGCAAAUUCAAAGCAAUUGCAGUAGCCACCGAACUCAAGGAUCCGAGUAGUCCAUGCGGAAUGUGUCGUCAGUUUCUCAUAGAGUUCGGUAACUUUAGGGUCAUUCUCGGCUCAUCAAUCAAUAAAAACAUUAUGAACACGACGACGAAAGAACUCCUUCCUCAUGCCUUCACUCCAGCAGAUCUUGAUGACCAUGCAGCGCUCAAAAAGUGAUACAAUACUGUGAUAUAACUGUAUUAUAGGUUGUUGCUUCUUCUCCUGCAUUUUCGUGUUUCCAGA
Molecule: messenger RNA, 666 nt
Organism: Cylicocyclus nassatus
Lineage: Eukaryota; Metazoa; Nematoda; Chromadorea; Rhabditida; Strongylidae
Source: the annotation of a GenBank genome assembly